This is a messenger RNA of Trichomonas vaginalis G3, 699 nucleotides long. Its product is annotated as intramolecular oxidoreductase activity, transposing S-S bonds. Gene Ontology annotation, molecular function: protein disulfide isomerase activity. The coding region runs from base 1 to 699 and encodes 232 amino acids. The record is from RefSeq and is a predicted model, not a curated record. NCBI's taxonomy places the organism in Eukaryota, Parabasalia, Trichomonadida, Trichomonadidae. The transcript has a single exon. Gene Ontology annotation, biological process: protein folding; response to endoplasmic reticulum stress. Gene Ontology annotation, cellular component: endoplasmic reticulum.
AUGAUGGCCGAAGUUCGCCAAGUUCUCGACAGAGUUUCCGAAAAAAUCAACACCGAUGAGUCUACAAAGAUUCCAAUUCGCUACGGCGAUGCUACAGCCCUCAAAGUCAACCUCUCCCGCCUCAAUAUUCAGAACUUCAGCCUCCCAAUUUACGGAUUUUUCCAAGUCGACCAAUACAACUACAAGAAGUGGAUUUUCAAAGGCAAUCCAUCACCUAAUGCUGUUGCCCUGUUCGCGAUGGACCAUCUCCGUGGAAAAAUCAAAGAAACCCUCAUCGAAACUCCAGUUUCAUCAACAAGAGCCAGAUACCCUCUCAUGACAUUCUCCGGAGCCGAUCUUAAGAAGCAGUUAGAGAAUACUGAGAAAGAUUUCAUUGUCAACUUUUACGGAUGGCCAUGCAAGAACUGCCAAGAGGUAGAAGACCUGUUUUACGAGACAGCGACAUGGGCAAAGAAGUCUUCCAUCUCCCACGUCGUUUUCGCUACAGUAAACGCUUCAUGCAACGAUAUCCCUGUUACAAUCUGGAGAAAUGAGACUUAUCCUUACGCAUGGAUGUUCCCAGCCACAAAUAAGACACAUCCAUCCCAAUUGGAAAGCGGCAGAAGCUUGUAUUUGAUGGCACAGCUUUUGAAGGAUAAUUCAACGCAACCAAUCAAAGCUGCAUGCCUCCAAAGCCAGAGUGGACACCAGAACAGUUAA